GGCCCGGCGCGGCCUCCUCAGAGCCUCGAGUGCGGCGGGAGCGUGUCUCGGCCAGGGUUUGCCGUCGCCUCCGAACUGGCGGUUAGCGUGAGGGACAGCAGAGCGGUCCCGCGAAGGGAACCUGGGGAAGCAGGAUUCCUGAGUGGACUGGAUGACUGCUAAGGAAAGGGCUUCACAAAGAUGGAUCCUACCAGUUUUGUGGCAGUGGAGAACAUCACAGUUUCGCAGCUGGAUUCCGUCGGCGAGCUGGGGCGCCUGGCGGUGGAGCUGCUGCGGCGGGGCGCGGCGGCGCGGGCCUGCGAGGCGGCCGCCAGAAAACUUAACGUUGGUGUUGACACCAUUCAGCGUGGGGUGGAAGGACUAACCUACCUUCUUACGGAAAGCUCCAAGCUUAUGAUUUCUGAGAUAGACUUCCAAGAUUCCAUUCAUGUUCUGGGAUUCUCAGAUGAAUUGAACAAAUUACUGCUCCAGCUAUACCUCGAUAACAGGAAGGAGAUAAGAAGCAUUCUCAGCGAGCUGGCACCAAAGCUUCCCAGCUACCACAAUCUUGAAUGGAGACUGGAUGUGCAGCUUGCAAGCAGAAGCCUGAGACAACAGAUUAAGCCUGCCGUGACUAUGAAGCUACAUCUUAAUCAGAACGAAGAUCAAAUUGCCCAAGUGUUGCAAACCGACCCUUCUACCCUCCUCCACCUAAUUCAGCAACUGGAACAAGCGUUGGGGGAAAUGAAAACAAACCAUUGCAGGAGGAUAGUGCGCAACAUGAAAUAGUAUUGAUUCGUGGCUGUUGUCUUACUAAGCAGUUUGUGAAACAACUAAAAACAAUGUUCACAAAUACACUUUGAGGAAGAAUAAACAUCUGGAUCAGAUGAAA
Messenger RNA from Harpia harpyja (harpy eagle), 871 nucleotides. It is a transcript of the gene COMMD2, whose product is annotated as COMM domain containing 2. NCBI's taxonomy places the organism in Eukaryota, Metazoa, Chordata, Aves, Accipitriformes, Accipitridae. The record is from RefSeq and is a predicted model, not a curated record. The coding region runs from base 181 to 768 and encodes 195 amino acids. The transcript is spliced from 6 exons.